Lecanosticta acicola is the source of this 1341-nucleotide messenger RNA. Lineage: Eukaryota; Fungi; Ascomycota; Dothideomycetes; Mycosphaerellales; Mycosphaerellaceae. The record is from the annotation of a GenBank genome assembly.
AUGGUUCAAAUCUCGGCCUGCAUCGCCGCAUUCGCAGGCCUGACAUUUGCGGCUCCCUCAGGACUCACGCCUCGAGACCUGGCCAAACCACGCAAUGAUCCGUUCUACCAAGUUCCGGCAAAUAUCUCAUCCUACUCUCCAGGCCAAAUCAUCAACUCCAGAGCCACACCCGGCCCCAUCGGCGCAGCCCAGCAGUACACAUCUGUAGAUAUCAAAGCCUCCUACCAACUCCUCUACCGCACCACCGACGCGCUCGGAAAUGCCGCCGCAGCCGUCUGCACAGUCAUUAUCCCCGACGAGCCGCAAUAUGACAAAGUCCUAGCCUACCAAACAGCCUACGACUCUAGCGAUCCAAACUGUUCACCCUCCUACACCCUUCAACAGGCUUCCAAACAAACAAGCUAUGAUCCCCUCUUCAUGGUCGCAGGACUCAACCAAGGCUGGAUCGUCACCACUUCAGACUACGAAGGCCUGACAGCGGAAUUUGUCUCGGGUCUCACUUCCGGGUAUGCGACUCUGGAUUCCAUCCGCGCAACGCUCGCUUCGACAGCAAUUACCGGAGUGCUUUCCAAUGCCACUACAACAGUCUGGUGUUACUCAGGCGGCGCUCUGGCGUCCGAAUGGGCCGUCGAACUCCAACCCACCUACGCAGAAGAACUCCAAAUUGCAGGCGCAGCAUUGGGAGGUCUAACUCCCAACGUAACAAACGUGCUGCGAAACGUCAACAAAGGAACCUUUGCCUAUUUAGCCUUUGCGGGGAUCAAUGGUCUCGCGGCCGCAUAUCCCGAUCUGGCCACCUAUGUCGACCAAGUGCUGGUACCAGAAAGAGCAGCGGCGUUCCGGGAAAUAAACUAUUAUUGUACGAAUGAUUCCCAAGCAGAGAAUGGGUACAGUUUCCAGGAUAUAUCCACCUAUUUUGAAGGAGGCUUCGACGCGCUGGACAGUGGCGUUGCGCAGGAUGUCAUUACCAAUGGAGCGACGAUGGGAAGGAGGAGUACGCCGACAACGCCCAUGUUCGUUUACAAGGCCAGUGGAGAUGAGGUCUCGCAUGUUGAGGACACCGAUGCUCUGGUAGCAAAGUAUUGUGCCGCGGGGGCGAAAAUUGAGUACCAGCGGAAUGACGUUGGAGAGCAUGUUAGUGAAGCCAUCCUGGGCAGUGGUGCAGCGAUCAACUAUUUGAUCGACAGGAUGAAUGGUGUUCCGCAAAGGGCAGGAUGUCAGACGAUGGAUGUAACAGUGACGGCGCCACAGAGUGCGAGGGGUUUUACGGCGAAUUUUUUGGGGAUCUUGAAUGAUAUCCUCCUGGCGCCUGUGACACCGCAGUCGUUACAGGGCAUAUAG